Messenger RNA from Trematomus bernacchii (emerald rockcod), 3456 nucleotides. It is a transcript of the gene fbxw5, whose product is annotated as F-box and WD repeat domain containing 5. Gene Ontology annotation, molecular function: protein binding. Gene Ontology annotation, biological process: protein ubiquitination. NCBI's taxonomy places the organism in Eukaryota, Metazoa, Chordata, Actinopteri, Perciformes, Nototheniidae. Gene Ontology annotation, cellular component: SCF ubiquitin ligase complex; Cul4-RING E3 ubiquitin ligase complex. Bases 112 to 1935 code for a protein of 607 amino acids. The record is from RefSeq and is a predicted model, not a curated record. The transcript is spliced from 10 exons.
UCGAUUCACCGCUGCUGUGGAGGAUUGUUGUCAUUUUUCUGUGGCUAGCCUUUACUGCUAGCUAUCCGUUUGAUUUCUCUCCAACAUACUUUGUUCCAGCAGGAUGUUAGGAUGGAGUGUGGGCCAGUUCUGCCGGACAGCCUGGUAUUGGAGAUCUUCCUGCGUCUGCCCCAUGAAGCCGUGCUGAGCGCUGGUCUGGUCUGCAGACAGUGGCUGGCCGUCUCCAGAGAUGAGUUCCUGUGGAGGGAGCUGUUCUACAGCUUCUACCGCAUACCUCGCCCUGUACCUCGACACCCAGCAUCGGUGUCAUGGUACAGGGAGUUCAAGCGUUUGUUUGACUGCAUCCCCUGUGUGGAGGUUCAGACGCUGGUAGAGCACACUGACCAAGUCCUCCACCUGGCCUUCUCUCACCGGGGUCACCGAUUCUCCUCCUGCUCCAAAGACUGCACCGUUAAGCUAUGGGACACAGAGCGGCCAGAUGGAAAUAUCUCCAUGGUGCACAGCUCCAGCAUGCGUCAGUUCAACUGGGGCUACACCCAGUUCUCCCAGUUCAAUGCUGACGACACCCUGCUGCUGGUGUCCGGGGUCUACCUGGGCCCCCACCACUCCUCGUCUGGGGAAAUAGCUGUCAUUAGUCUGGAUAAUUACACGUUGCUGUCGCGUGUGAGGAACAAGCCGUACGAUGUGUUUGGCUGCUGGCUGAAUGAGACCCAUCUAAUCUCUGGGAACCUGCACUGGAUCGGCAACAUGACGUCCUGCUCCGUGCUCUGGCUCAACAAAGCCUUCCAGGAUGUUGAAUCGGAAAACGUCAACGUAGUCAAGCGCCUCUUCAAGAUCCAGAACGUCAACGCCAGCACCAUCCGCACAGUGAUGGUGGCUCACUGCCGUCGCCAUGACAACCCGGACUUGGUGCUGGACUACGAAGCUCAGUCCCAGGCUCGGAGGCAGAAAGAGCAGCAGCAGCACCAGCCGCUCCUCUUUGACCUGGGGGCCUCCGGCAGUGAGGAAGAGGAGGAAGAAGGGGAGUUGGGCGAGGCUGCCAGGCUCCCCACCGCACGCCAUGCUCAGCCCACCAUCUCCGGCAUAGAGAACGUUAUACAGAGCCGUAAAAAUGUAGGUCCAACGGAGAUGGCGAUUGAGACCCACUUGGCUAAGAUGAUGGGCAAAGCGCACACGAAGGCCCCUGACCCCAGCCUCAUCGUGCCCUCUGACCCCGGGGAGGGAGAGGACAAAACGUACUUACUCUUCACCACCGGCAGCCUUACAUACUCCCCUCACCAGAUAGGUAUUAAGCUGAUCAAGCCCGAGCAGAUGACCACCAGCGGUCCCGUGCUCGGGGAAGAGCGGAGUUCAGAUGAGUUUUUUGAUUCCUUGGACCAUGUUAUUGAUAUCCACGGACACAUCAUCGGUAUGGGCCUUUCUCCAGACCACAGGUACCUUUAUGUGAAUAGUCGAGCUUGGCCGGCGGGGUGUGUGAUCUCUGACCCGAUGUCUCCUCCUCCCAUCGCCGAGGAGAUCGACCUCCAUGUCAUCGAUCUGAAGAGUUUGAGGGAGGAGAGGAGGAGCCUGCGCGCUCACCGAGCCUUCACGCCUAACGACGAGUGCUUCUUCAUCUUCCUCGACGUCAGCAGAGACUUUGUUGCCAGCGGAGCAGAGGACAAGCACGGCUACAUCUGGGACCGUCACUACAACAUCUGUCUGGCCCGGCUGGCUCACGACGACGUGGUGAACUCUGUGGCGUUCAGCCCGGCGGACCAGGAGCUGCUGCUGUCCGCCAGCGAUGACUCUACCAUUAAGGUGUGGCGCUCGCCCCGCAUGGUCCGCCUGGCGCAGGCCCCGCACCGCCCGCACCGGCCCCGCGGCCUCCUGUCCUCCUGGCUGAGCCGCAACAAAAACUCAACGUGUGCAAGCAGCAGCGUGAACGGAAAACCGUGAGUCAGGUUGGAAAACACUUGAAGGCGGAGAGAGAGCGAGGAGAGGAGAGGAAAGCUCGAUGUUUCCUCUGCGGUGUGAAUAUAUUUAUAUACACUCCAUGUAUAUGUACAGUGUGGUUACAGUCGGUGGUGUUGCUUGAGCUCACUGUGUUGUGCCACACAUCAGCGCUCAGGUAACAGGAGAUGUGAUGCGACUCAGGGUGUAGCCACAAGAGAGCGCUGUUGCACCAGGACGACAGACUGCUGACAGGAGUAAGAUGUUCUCACAGGUAGAGGUAGUGUAGAGCUGACACCUGAAUGCACCACACAGACGUCCGUUUUUAUCUGUAAUGUUGAGCAGGUCAGGGCUCCUGGACCUGAGGUGUAAAUGUUUGUGAAUGUCCUGCAGAGACGUCAUGUCCGGCUCAUCAGAGGCAAAGUGCUGUAAAGAAAUGUCCUUUCUUACUACUGGCUUUGUCCAAUUGAUGUCCCGUGUAAACACACUCCAAAAAUGGUGUUUUCAAAGACUUAUAAAACCAUUUAGCGGCAGUCUGCCUGUUUUUUUUAUUAAAUCCCAUCCCCAUUUUUUGUGGCCCCAAAAAUGAUCAAACCUUAUUCUGUCCAAAGGAGGAUUACUGAGUUAUUUAAUCGAGAAUAGUUGCUGAGGAUCAUUACGCGUGACUGUGAACAAAAGAAAUGUUGUUUGUGGCUUAUUGGUAUGUGGGUCCUUAUUAUGUAGAAUUGUAUUUAAACACCUUUUUUUCACAUCUAGUAGAGCAAACCCCCUUUUAAGACUUCUGACACAUUUACAAGAAGAUUCUCCUGGCUGUUUUUUUAUCUAAAAAUGUAUCUGCUGUUCCCCUCUUGAAGUCUAAACAUUGACAUGAUAUUGGAUGAAUACGUUCAGUAAAUUGGCAGCUCAUUAAAGUUGUAUCUUAUUUCAACAGAUUGAAAAAUGUCCAAAUGCAGACUGUUCUGGACACGUUUAAUAAGAAAUGUCACCUAAAUCUUUCAUUUAAAAAACAUUAUUAAUUGGAGCAAACUUUCUGCUGCCCUAUAUUCAAAAGUCUGAUAAUUUUUCUGUUUUCUUUAAAUGUUUCUGUGUACAUGUUACCCCCAUCUUUUUUAUCAUGCCUGUAGUCCUCUCAAGGUUGUACGCUGAAGGAGAAAACCAAAAGUAAAACAUUGAUGCUUUCAGUUGCAAUUGAAGCCCCACAAGUUUCAGGUACUUUACUGGGAAGAUACUUUUAUUUCUGUUGAGAGUCCCUGCUGAAUUAUGUUGCGACAAUGAUCGCUCAUUUAAUUAUGAACGUGGGUGCAUUUCAUAUGUUCAGAGUAACCUGUGGGAAUUUCUUUCUCAGCUGAAUCUUCCCAUUGAAAAAUAUUUCCCUUUUGAAACUUUCUCCUUGGUUCCUUUUUACAACUUUCUUAUCUGUCAUUUUUACUGUAGCUCCAUCUUGUAAAUCAUUUCCUGUCCUCUGAUGUCCUUUUCCAACUCCCCUUAAAUAAAAAACAUGCCAUAAAUGGCCAGUCUUCUGCAAAA